AUGACCGAGACCAAGUCUCGCAUAGACCCUUCCUCCCCCGACGCCGCCUCCGUCGACGCCCUCAUCGCCUCCAUGGAGGACGAGCUCGCGGCCGCGGGCGGUCUCGAGACGGGCUUCUUCCAGGUGCAGUUCAGCGACCCCCGGCACUUUACGUGGCUGCUCGUCGCCUUUGCCAGCAUGGGCGGCCUGCUCUCGGGCCUGGACCAGAGCCUGAUCUCGGGCGCAAACCUGUUCUUGCCAAAGGACCUGCACUUGAGCGCCAGGCAGAACAGCCUUGUCAACGCGGGCAUGCCGCUGGGGGCCGUCGGGGGCGCGUUGCUGCUGUCGCCGGCGAAUGAGUACGGGGGGAGGAAGUGGGCGAUUCUUCUGUCGAUUCUGCUGUACACUGUGGGUGCUGCGCUGGAAGCAGGAUCCAUCAACUUUGGGAUGAUUGUCUCUGGGCGUGUUAUUCUCGGUCUUGGUGUUGGGCUGGAGGGCGGCACGGUCCCGGUCUACGUGGCUGAGACGGUCGAGCGUCGAAUUCGAGGCAACCUCGUCUCGCUGUAUCAGUUCAACAUUGCGCUUGGAGAAGUCCUCGGGUAUGCCGUGGCAGCCAUCUUCCUCAAGGUCCCCGGCAACUGGCGCUACAUCCUGGGCUCAUCGCUGUUGUUCUCGACCAUCAUGUUUGCUGGCAUGCUGUUUCUGCCUGAAAGCCCUCGGUGGCUCAUGCACAAGAACAGAAGACUGGACUCGUACAAAGUCUGGAAGCGCAUCCGCGGCACAGAGUCUCCCGAGUCCCGAGAAGAGUUCUACAUCAUGGCCAACUCCGUGCAGCACGAGAACGUUGCCGUUACCGAAGGGGCAAAGAACCAGCGUUUCCCCUGGAUGGAUUUCUUCACCGUCCCUCGUGCCCGUCGAGCUCUCGUCUACGCCAACAUCAUGAUCCUCCUUGGACAGCUGACGGGUGUCAAUGCCAUCAUGUACUACAUGUCCGUGCUGAUGAACCAGAUUGGCUUUGACGACGAAAAGGCCACUUACAUGUCCCUUGUCGGAGGCGGAUCCCUGCUCAUCGGCACGAUCCCAGCCAUUUUCCUCAUGGAAACCUGUGGCAGACGGUUUUGGGCCAUUACGAUGCUUCCGGGCUUCUUCAUUGGCUUGAUAAUGAUUGGAGUGGCUUAUCUGAUUCCCCCGGAGAGCAACUUGCCCGCGGCAGAGGGUCUGUAUCUCAGCGGCCUCAUCGUCUACAUGAUGUUCUUUGGGUCCUAUGCCUGUUUAACAUGGGUUGUCCCAUCAGAAGUAUAUCCCACCUAUCUCCGCAGCUACGGCAUGACCACGUCCGACGCCCUCCUCUUCCUCGCCUCCUUCAUCGUCACGUACAACUUCACCGCCAUGGAAGACGCCAUGACGCGCACCGGCCUGACGCUCGGCUUCUACGGCGGCAUCGCCUUUGUCGGCGAGAUAUACCAGAUCUUGUUCAUGCCCGAGACCAAGGACAAGACGCUCGAGGAAAUCGACGCCGUGUUUUCACGGCCGACUGGGGACAUUGUGCGGGAGAAUUGGGCUGGCGUGAAGGAGACGGUGGCGGAUCUGUGUAGUGGGCGGUUCAAGAAGGUGUUUGAGGGGCAGAUGCAGAGGAGGAAGAGUCUUGCUGAGCCCAUUGCUUGA
Molecule: messenger RNA, 1644 nt
Organism: Trichoderma reesei QM6a
Lineage: Eukaryota; Fungi; Ascomycota; Sordariomycetes; Hypocreales; Hypocreaceae
Exons: 5
Coding region: 1-1644 (547 amino acids)
Biological process (GO): transmembrane transport
Cellular component (GO): membrane
Molecular function (GO): myo-inositol:proton symporter activity
Source: RefSeq, a predicted model, not a curated record